CACAUCCCUAAUACUUUCAUCAAAUGACUCAACCAUCUGAAGUUUCUGUGUUUAACCAGCAAAGUCCAGCUCACAAUGAGUUCCGUAGUGAUACCUUCACCACCCCCACGGUGUCAAUGGCCAAUGCCAUUUUGCAUACUUCUUUAGGUGAUGCCGUCUACAACGAGGACGAUUCAACCAUCAAAUUAGAGAACAAAGUUGCUAAAAUUGCCGGCAAAGAAGCUGGUUUGUAUUGUGUUAGUGGAACAUUAUCCAAUCAGAUUGCCAUUCGUACAAACCUACUCCAACCACCAUACAGCGUGAUCUGUGAUGCCAGAAGCCAUAUUUAUGUCCAUGAGGCUGGUGGAAUAGCCACUUUGAGUCAGUUGAUGGCAACUACAAUUGAGCCCAAAAACGGUCGUUAUUUGACUUUGGAGGUCGAUAUUUUGCCUAAGUUUGUCCCUGAUGAUGGUGAAAUCCACGGUGCUCCCACCAAGUUGAUUUCUUUGGAAAACACUUUACACGGGAUGAUUUUCCCACUUGAUGAAAUCAAGAAAAUCAGUGCCUUUUGCAAGGCGAACGACGUUAGAUUGCACUUAGAUGGAGCUCGUUUAUGGAACGCUUCUGUCGAAACUGGUAUUCCUAUUGACGAGUACUGUAAAUAUUUUGAUUCAGUUUCGUUGUGCUUAUCCAAGACUCUUGGAGCUCCAAUUGGCUCAAUUUUGGUUUCAGACCGCAAGUUCAUCAAUAAGGCUAAUCACUUCAAAAAGCAGAACGGAGGGGGGAUUCGUCAAAGUGGACUUUUGGCUGAAAUGGCUAUCGUUGCAAUUGAUGAGAAUUGGGGGAAGUUGAAGAAAACCCAUGAGAGAGCUCAGGAAUUAGGAAAGUUAUGUGACGAUCAUGGUAUUGCUUUGUCUCACCCCGUGGACAGCAACUUUGUGUUUCUCGACUUGGUGAAGAAUAAGAUGGAUGUCAACUAUUUGGCUGAGCAGCUGAAAAAACACGGAAUUAAGUUGCUGGGCAACCGUAUUGCAUUCCACUACCAGGUUUCUGAAGAGAGCUUUGAAGCCGUGAAAAAGGUGGUUUUGGAGAGUUUUAACUAUUCCAAGACUCACCCAUGUGAAACUCUGAAGAGCGUUCACUUUUAUCUGGUCAACGAUAAGGUGGAAGAAAAGUGAAAUUUAUAUUUACUUAUGAAAGCACAAUAUAUCCGUAUGCCAUAGUGAACUUUUGUGAACCAUACUUCAUUUUGUCUUGUUUUUUAACAGUCUUUAAUAUGGUCCUUCCAUUUAAGGAGUUAGUUGCAAAAAUAACGAAUUUUAGAUUUUCACCUCUUAUUUAAAAUCGAUAAGAAAGAGAUAGUUCUAUCCAACUUCAAAGUUGAUCUGGAUGAACAUAUCAACAAAUCAACAACUUGAAAUA
Molecule: messenger RNA, 1401 nt
Organism: Yamadazyma tenuis ATCC 10573
Lineage: Eukaryota; Fungi; Ascomycota; Pichiomycetes; Serinales; Debaryomycetaceae
Source: RefSeq, a predicted model, not a curated record